Hyaloscypha bicolor E is the source of this 1149-nucleotide messenger RNA. RefSeq lists its product as uncharacterized. The transcript has a single exon. The coding region runs from base 61 to 1149 and encodes 362 amino acids. The record is from RefSeq and is a predicted model, not a curated record. NCBI's taxonomy places the organism in Eukaryota, Fungi, Ascomycota, Leotiomycetes, Helotiales, Hyaloscyphaceae.
GCGUCAACCAAACAUCUCCUCGUCCCUAUCAAUUGACGACAUUACAACAACACAUCCAAGAUGCGCUUCUCUAAAGUUCUCGGUGCUACAGCGCUCUUCCAUGUCACAUUGUCCGUAGCGGUACUGAACCAGGGACAUUAUUACAACCACGCAGCCCUAAGCAGACGUGUCGACCCCGUUAUCCCCAAAGGUGGUAACCCUAACGGUGGCGGAAAAGGGGGAGACCCGAACAGUGGAAAUCCCAACUCUGGAAAGCCAGCCGGUGCAAAUCCACACGAUGGAAAUCCCAACUCUGGAAACGGUCCUGGUUCACCAAAUUCACAAGACAGCGGACAUUCUCACUCAUCGGCGGCAAGCGAACACGUGACAGAGGUUAUUCAAUCAGCUCAGGCUGAUGAGGAUACGGGAAUGAACCUCGUACUGACUGACGAGGAAUACAAGACAAGAGGGGCAAUUGCCCUACAGAAGAACAAGGACGCUAUCAACGCAAAACCAAGGGUAGACAAGACGUACAGCGCAUUACAAAAUUCUUACAUCGUGGACUUUGACCCACUCGCGCAGCCAGACUUCUUGCAAGACAUAGAAACUAUCAUGAGCCACCCUGAAAUCCGGCUGGAUCCAACAGUUGGCUGGACUUAUGUGGAUGCCCGUUCGGAAGGCCAGAAUGAUCGUACAAAGCCUACCUUCGUCGGGUUUGUCGGUAAUGACCAGAAAAACAUCAUAGCAACGUCCAGUAUAAGAAAAUUCGACACGAACACCGGUACUAACAAGCUUCCAAACUCCGAGAUUAUGUACCAGUCGCUGUUGUCGAAGGGCAACAAGCCCUCAAACCUGGAAAACGUCAUCCGAACGCCAAUCGCGAACAAAGGAUCUCUGCAAAUGAUGACAAGAUCAGUCCAGGCUAAAUUUGGGGCCAACUCAGGAUUAAAACAGCCAUACUCUUUCACGUCGGCCGAUAAGAACUUCGAUGACCUGGUUGGUGAUUACUGGACAGCAAUGAACGGUCUCGGCAACCCUAGGCCUGUAUCUUUUAUGGCCGCCGACCAUUCCGUGGCUCUGAACGGGUUGAAAAUCACCGAAAUUAUUAUAUGGCCACAGCUUCCGUCGUCAUCUGUGUUUGGCGCUAUGAUCGUUAGAAUGGAUCGUUAA